Perkinsus marinus ATCC 50983 is the source of this 318-nucleotide messenger RNA. RefSeq lists its product as hypothetical. The record is from RefSeq and is a predicted model, not a curated record. Bases 1 to 318 code for a protein of 105 amino acids. The transcript is spliced from 4 exons. NCBI's taxonomy places the organism in Eukaryota, Perkinsozoa, Perkinsida, Perkinsidae.
AUGCUGGUAGACCUGCCAAUACGCUGGAGGACGAUCACACAUAUAGACUUUGGCGCACUGGAGCAAGGCAAAGGGAAAGUCCAAAUACUACGCCCUCUGCUGGGCAUGCUCUCAAAGUCGGGCCUCACGCAUAUCAAUGUUGAUCUCAGCAGUGCCACUGAAAAGGCUGUGAAGGCACUUGGAGAGAAAACAAUGAAAAAUCGAGAGAAGUAUUGGAAAGGUUUCGAGGACGAACUUGAGACAUUCACGGCAGCCACUAAACGAUUUACCCCGAAGUGGUCUUGUGAGGACCCGGUCGCUGGCGAGAAGACUGAGUAG